AUGACGGGGCGCUUCCUCACCUUAAAGUUUCGGCCGAAAAGAGUGACCACACUUACCCAAUUAUUUGAUAUAAAGCAGGCAUCUACCAAAGUAGAAGACGUUGUUGAAAAUAUUCUACAGUUGGUUCAUACAGCUCCAAUACAGACAUCUAUUCUGGGAAUCGCCAUCAUCUUCUUCCUUUGCUGGUUAAUUAGAGACAACUUGGAACUCAAAAAUAUCAAGGAUAAAUAUAUCUUUAUUACUGGAUGUGACACUGGCUUUGGAAACGUGCUGGCCAAGCAGCUUGACAAACGGGGGUUUCAUGUAAUUGCUGCUUGCUUUACGGAAAAUGGAGCAGAGAAACUGCAAACAGACUGUUCAACUAAAUUGAAAACUGUCAGGCUCAAUGUUACCAGCCAAGAUCAUAUUCAGAAAGCAGUGGACUUUGUACAGGCAGAAGUUGGAGACCAAGGUCUGUGGGGUUUAGUGAAUAAUGCUGGAAGAGCAAUUCCAAUAGGACCAACAGAAUGGCUGACUGUGGAAGAUUUUACCAGAGUCUUGGAUGUUAACCUAGUUGGACUUAUUAAUGUCACCCUUCAUUUUCUUCCACUGGUGAAAAAGGCAAAGGGAAGGAUAGUGAAUGUGGCUAGUGUCAUGGGUCGUAUUUCAUUUGCUGGUGGUGGCUACUGUGUAUCAAAAUAUGGAGUGGAGUCGUUUUCAGACAGUUUAAGGAGGGAUAUGCAGCACUUUGGAAUCAAAGUCAGCAUUAUUGAACCAGGUUUCUUCAAGACAGAAACUACAAACUUAGAGUUUAUUGAGAAAAACCUUCAACAGCUUUGGGAGAGACUCACCCCUGAGACUAGAGAUCACUAUGGGCCAAAUUAUUUUAAUAAUUACAUUAAAGUACAACGGUUUUCAAUGCACUCACUGUGUUCCACUGACCUUGAGAAGGUGACUAACUGCAUGGACCAUGCUUUAACAGCCAAAUAUCCACGAACACGUUACAGCGCUGGAUGGGAUGCUAAGUUUUUCUGGAUUCCUAUCUCCUACACACCAUCAUUUCUAGUAGAUUGCUUGUUACGUUUGUUGUUACCUACCCCUGCAUAUUGUUUGAGAAAAUCAAAAGCCAGGAACAUAGUUGGUGUAUAAUCACUUCAUCUACUCUACUAGAAUUGCACAUAGGCACUAUAUAUAGCAUUAUUAUAAAGUAAUUUUUUUCUAAAUUUUAAUUGGGUAAGAUAGAUCUUGUUCUUUCAGAAUAAAUAGAGGAUUGUACUUGGGUCUUAUAUGUGAUCAGUAUCUUUACAACAAGUGAAAAAAAGUUCAGGAAUAAAAUGAGAGACAUUAGACUAAGUCUACAAUAAUUAAGCAUAGAAAAUUCCUUCCUGUGCUGUUUAGAUCUGUGGUUCAGUUUUAAAUUUGAACAUAUUGCAACAAAGUACUGUUAUUGAGAUCCAAUUUGCCAACUCAGUACUGAGUGGAUCUGUAGUUGCAAGACUUUAUCUUUAAGGUGUGGUCAAGUUUUGAGUGGUAUCACUUUCACAGAGGAUGCUACUGUGAUGUUUCAUAACAGUGUUUCAAGUUAUUGACGCUUAUAUACAUUGUCUGUCUCACUUAGGCACAAUAAACCCAUAUUCUACAACAAUAAGAUCUGGAAUGCUUAUCGAUGAUUUAGAGACUACAUUUAUUC
Messenger RNA from Hemiscyllium ocellatum (epaulette shark), 1669 nucleotides. Its product is annotated as retinol dehydrogenase 7-like. The record is from RefSeq and is a predicted model, not a curated record. Gene Ontology annotation, molecular function: oxidoreductase activity. Bases 1 to 1128 code for a protein of 375 amino acids. NCBI's taxonomy places the organism in Eukaryota, Metazoa, Chordata, Chondrichthyes, Orectolobiformes, Hemiscylliidae. The transcript is spliced from 8 exons.